AUGGGCACAUGCGACGAUGGCCAGUUUGGGCCGAUCGUCGAUAGAGACUGUCGUGGUGGAUUCGACUUCACUGUCCUCUUCGAGUCCGGUAUGCUGAGCGUCCUUCCAGCCGCGCUGUUCCUUCUCUUGGCAUCGCUACGUCUGGCCCACCUGUUUAGACAGCGGAGGAAGGUGCUUUCUUCCGCAUUUCGAGUGGUGACCCUGAGUUUCUCGGCGACCUUUGCAGCUAUUCAGAUUGCUUUGAUUGUGAUCGUUGCAAAGUAUCGCGGCGCAGGGCAGAUACUGCUUGCAAGUGCCGUUCUCGACCUUUUAGCGGCAUUGAGUAUGACAUUACUUCUUGAUCUAGAGCAUGUCCGAUCAAUCCGACCAUCCUUCUUGCUAUCUGGGUACCUGUUUAUCACCGUGAUUUUGGAUCUCGCCCGUGUGCGUACAGCCUGGUUGACGCCGCACAAUGGAAAUUACUCGAUUCUUCUGUCUACUUCUCUGGCUGUCAAGACAGUUCUACUGGCACUCGCGAGUGUCGAGAAGCAGAAGUGGCUUCUGUCGUCCGAGAAGUAUCCCUCCAAGGAGAGUGUGAGCGGGCCCUUCUCACGAGGCUUGUUCACCUGGCUGAAUGGGCUACUAUGGAGAGGCCGUUCUGAAUCACUGGCUGGGGAUGAUCUCCCGAAUAUCCACGAAAAGCUUUUGUCCUCGGAGCUAUCUGCUCGGUUCGCAAACACAUGGGCUCGGUCCGACCAAAGUGGGAAAAAUGCGCUGCUUUGGGCGGUGAUCAAGUGUCUGCGCUGGGAAAUUGCGACUAUCGCUUUUCCGCGUCUUUGCGUCGUAGGAUUCAGUAUUGCACAACCAUUCCUUAUUGGAAAAGUCGUCAGUGUUUUGCAGCGAUCCGACUCUUUCUCAAUUGACAUCAGCUAUGGUUUGAUUGGAGCCACUGCAAUUCUCUUUAUCGGGACUGCGGUUGCGCGAGCUUCCUAUGAACACCUGGGAUAUCGUGCCACAACAAUGCUCCGAGGAGGUUUGAUGAGUAUCGUCUUCCAGCAUAUGAUGGACUUACCACUGGGCAGCACAGAUGAAUCCAGUGCAAUGUCGCUUAUGGGUUCCGACAUAGAAAUGCUCGCUGAGUAUUUCUUUUCAGUGGUCUGUGAGACGUGGGCAAAUGUGCUUCAGUUAGCAUUGGCUACAUGGUUGCUAGAGGCCCAGGUUGGCGCCGUAUGUAUUGCUCCUCUCUUGAUAGUGAUAAUAUUUGUGGGUGCCUCCUUUGCUAUGGGAUCUGCUGUUUCCACCCGACAGAAAAACUGGCUCCAGGCCACGGAGAAGCGAAUCAACUUCACAUCCUCUAUCCUAGGAUCUAUUCGCAACGUUAAAUUCCUCGGUCUAGCCGAGAUAAUGGGCUCCAAAAUCGAAGCAUUGCGCACAGAGGAGCUCGAAAUAUCCAAGAAAUUCCGCCGGAUCCAAUCAAUUCGUGUUUGCAUGGUCAACAUCCCUAUCAUCAUUGGGCAAUUUGCGACACUAGCUGCCUAUGCGAUAGUAGCACUCGUGCGGGAAUCCGGUCCCCUUGCCGUCAACCAGGCCAUCACCUCGCUGUCGCUCAUUACCUUGAUGAUAACACCUCUCAGCUAUCUCUUGCUCGCGAUUCCAGAUACCUUUGCUUCAAUAGGUUGCUUGCAUAGGAUACAAGAAUUUCUUAAGAACCAGAAUCGACUUGAGAAGAGAAAGCUUCCCGAACCCUUAUCGACUUGCCCCACAUCGUCUAGUAGUCUCUCUGGUAUUGAGCUGCCCCAAUUCUCACCACUACCACACAGUACAAGCGAAAACGGGGUGGUCCUAUCCCUGAAAAAUGUCAAGUUCGGUUGGAAGUCUCUUUCUACACCGAAGAUCCCUGGCAUCGAUCUUACACUGGAAAGUUCUGCUUCUGGAAAUCUUGUCAUAAUUGUCGGACCAGUCGGUUGUGGCAAGUCUACCUUUCUCAAGGGUCUGGCGGGAGAGACGCCAGUGUUGGAAGGGGACCUCUUCUUACAAUACCCGAACUUGGCCUUCUGUGAUGACACGCCUUGGCUGUCCAAUUCUUCCAUCUGGAGCAAUAUUGUUGGUGAAGACACAUUCGUUGUUUUUGAUCCCGCCUGGUACCAGACCGUUGUUAGUGCAUGUGGACUGGACUUGGAUAUCCAGAAAAUGCCGGCCGGCGGCGAAACCAUUGUUGGGAGCAAAGGAUCUAAACUCAGCGGAGGACAGAGACAGAGAAUUGCUAUUGCACGAGCAUUAUAUGCUCGCAGAAAGAUCGCUUGUUUUGACGAUGUUUUAAGUGGUCUGGACAAUUCUACAGCCAGAACUGUGUUCCAAAAUGUCUUUGGUUCGACCGGUCUGCUGCGUCGGCUGGGCUCUACCGUGUUUCUGGCUACUCACAGCACUCAGUACUUGCCCCAGGCUGAUUUAAUUAUGGUUCUCGGCGACAAUGGCCAAGUCAUGAAGCAAGGAAGCUAUGCCGAAAUCCGAGAGGAAGUUGUCAGCUUUGUUCAGAGAUAUGAAGUUCCACCGACACAACCAGAUGAAGUGGAAGAAAGCACCGACUCUAAAGCCUUGCUCACGGUCCCUCUGACUCCUACCUUGGGCAUUUCCAAAGAGGGCGGUCGAAAGAAAACUGAUCUUGCUGUGUAUAAGUAUUACUUUUCCGCUUUAGGCUGGGCACGAAUGGCGGCGUUGCUUCUCUUCAUCGUCACAGAGAGUGGUACAAAUGCAUUCCGCUAUGUGUGGGUCGACCUCUGGUCUUCCAGCAGUGAUAGUAAUUCGCGCCUUGGCUACUGGCUUGGCAUUUAUGGAGCAUUCUCUGUAAUCCAGGCUCUUGCGCUCAUGCUUGCCGUUUUCUGGGUAUGGGUCAUAAUUGUCCCAUUGGCUUCCAAGAACCUACACUCAACCGUGCUACGCACUUCCAUGGCCGCACCCUUGUUCUUCCUGUCCAACCUUGAGACUGGAGCACUGGUGACGCGUUUCAGUCAGGAUAUGAGGCUAGUUGACAUGAUCCUUCCUCGAGCCUUCUUCUCUACAGUAAUCAUGUUUUUUGGUGCUAUUGGCGAAGGUGCCAUUGCCAUUGCCUCGCUCCCAUACCUAGCAGCGGCUUUGCCCCCUCUAUUCGGAGUCUUGUAUUUGAUCCAGAGCUUUUAUCUCCAGACGUCUCGUCAGCUACGACUACUAGAGAUCGAGCUCAAGAGCCCUCUUUAUACCCACUUUAUCGAGUCACUCGCAGGAUUAACCACUAUUCGCGCCUUUGCCUGGACUCAUGCAACGUCGAACCGAAUGCUCUCGAUACUUGACACUGCACAAAGACCUUACUACCUUCUCCUAUGCAUUCAACGUUGGCUUGCUCUUGUUCUGAACCUGAUUGUGGCCGGCAUGGCAGUGCUGCUUGUCGGAUUAUCAGUCGCUCUUCGCUCUCGUUUAGACCCAGGCCUCUUAGGAGUUGCCCUUGUCGUGAUGAUGGAUCUAGGACGCGGUUUGUCAGAGCUGAUUCAGAACUGGACAUUGCUUGAGACGUCACUGGGUGCUAUUGCACGCAUCAAGGCGUUUGCUGAGGAAACUCCCCAUGAAGAGAAUGACUUGGUUAUUCAGACACAUGAUGAACUUUCGGAAUGGCCGACCAGCGGUGAGAUCGAAUUCAAGGAUGCUGGGAUCGCUUGGAAUAUCGGUGAUACGAAGCCCUUGCUCAAUUGCAUCAACCUUCGAAUCGGAGCCGGACAGAAGUUUGGCUUAUGUGGUAGAUCUGGAAGUGGCAAAAGUACAUUGGCACUAUCCCUCCUACGUCUCAACGAGCUUGUAUCCGGCAGAAUCUUCAUCGAUGGACAAGAUAUCACCCUGAUGCCCCGGCCCUCAAUUCGGCGGCGUAUCAGUUGUCUAAGCCAAGAGUCGUUUUACUUCCCAGGCACAAUUAGGGAUAAUGCUGAUCCAGAAGGCAAAGUUUCGAGCAGGGAGAUUGUGGAAGCAUUGAACUCUGUCGGAGUUUGGAGCGUCCUCACCGCGAGCCACAGUGGUUCCGAAGAAGAGGUGCUAGAUUCAGCACUAGGCGAUAACAGUCUAUCCCAGGGCCAGAAACAGCUCUUCUGUCUAGCUAGAGCUCUGCUGAAGAGAAGUAAAAUCUUGAUAUUGGAUGAGCCAACGAGCAGCUUGGACCACGAAACUGAUGCGAAGGUGCAGCAGGUCAUACGGGAUUCCUUCAAGGGCUGUACCGUGAUCAUGGUGGCGCAUAGAAUCAACACAUUGCUGGAUUUCGAUCAGGUUGCCGUUCUCGGCAGUGGUCAAAUCAUGGAGGUAGGACAUCCUACUGAUUUACUCAAUGCACCGAAUGGGGAGUUUUCGAAGCUGUUAAGCCUCGGGACUUGA
This is a messenger RNA of Penicillium antarcticum, 4368 nucleotides long. RefSeq lists its product as uncharacterized. The transcript has 15 exons. Bases 1 to 4368 code for a protein of 1455 amino acids. The record is from RefSeq and is a predicted model, not a curated record. Gene Ontology annotation, molecular function: ABC-type transporter activity; ATP binding; ATP hydrolysis activity. NCBI's taxonomy places the organism in Eukaryota, Fungi, Ascomycota, Eurotiomycetes, Eurotiales, Aspergillaceae. Gene Ontology annotation, cellular component: membrane. Gene Ontology annotation, biological process: transmembrane transport.